Hyaloscypha bicolor E is the source of this 531-nucleotide messenger RNA. RefSeq lists its product as uncharacterized. NCBI's taxonomy places the organism in Eukaryota, Fungi, Ascomycota, Leotiomycetes, Helotiales, Hyaloscyphaceae. The coding region runs from base 120 to 470 and encodes 116 amino acids. The record is from RefSeq and is a predicted model, not a curated record. The transcript has a single exon.
GGGGAGGAGGUGACGACACUCCGCUGAGUGUCCCUCCUGGGCACACGAGGACUGUUUGGCCAAGUCCGUUUUCGAGACGGGCGGCUGUCCUACGUGCAGGAAGUCAAUUUUGUUGAUCGAUGAUGAGAUUGUCCUUGGCCGUGCAAUCAAGGCUCUCAACGGUGAAGAGCCGGAUUUUUGUGUUAUACGCUGAUACCUCCUCGCUCUUGCCUCUAUUGUCAUCGCCCAAGGCCAAAAGCCAAGGAUCUAUGUUCGCGACAUCUUCGCCAUAUAGAGUAUUACCAGAGUUUGGCGGCGUUGUAGUUGCGUCUGCCGUUUUCUUGAUGUUAAGAGCAGCUGAGAGUCUGAAAAAGAGCUGGACAUUCCAACUCGCUUCAGUUUCUCCCUACCGUCGUCUUAACCAUUCAUAUAUGGCUUCGCUUGGCUGGUUUAAGCAGUCCCCUUAUCUACCAGAUCAAAUGAAGUACUAAUGCUUCCCGCCUCAUUCUGUACUAAAAGGGUCGCAAUUACGGGGUUGACGAGUCCUGGAAA